CAGACUGCAGGCUGCAGCGAUCAGUGAUUUGUUUACCUUUGCGUAUUUUCAGUUUCAUUAACAAUAGUCGGCACGGCACCGGCAGCCAGUCACCCAGUCCGCAAUCGCAUCGCUAUUCGCUAUUCGUUCACAGUGCAGUGCGGUUCUCUUAAUCAUUUUUUUUAAUAAGACAAGCAAAAGACAAGGAAAGAGUUGCCAAGACUUAAAAGCUUCAAUAACAAUAAAUAUUAUUAAAUAACUUUGAAUAAAAUAUUGAAAAUGAGUGACAAAGCAGACGACAGUAAAAAACCACCGAUGUCUGAAGAAGAAAGAAUCGCUCUUUGCCAAAAGCUGGAUGAGGAACUUGAUCUUUUUAUUAAUAGCUUGGAACGGAAGCGAUAUACCGAGGGAUGGCCAGAGGAUCGCUGGGAGGAGGAAAUGAGUAAGCAUCCAUUUUUCAUGAAGUCAGUGUCACCAGACGGGGAGCUGUCGCCACUGGCCGAGGGGCUCGCGCAGCUGAAGUACGACCCUGAGGAGAACACGCCCCUAGAGCUCGCUACCAACUAUAAGGAGGAUGGGAAUUUCAACUUUAAGCACAAAAAUUAUAGAUUGGCCAUUAUGGGGUACACUGAAGGAAUCAAAGUUAGAUCUGACGAUGCAGAAAUUAACGCAAGUUUGUACAACAACCGCGCGGCCGCGAAUUUCCAUUUAGAGAACUAUCGCACCGCUUUACACGAUAGCGAACGCGCUCUUUCGUUCAACCCAGAACAUACCAAAGCGCGGUUGCGUGCAGCAAAAUCAGCACUCGCAAUCUCGAAGUUUGAUACAUGCAUCGAACACUGCGAAAAAAUAUUGCAAAAACAGCCAAAAGACAAAGAAUCGUUAGAUUUGAUCGAUGCAGCCAAAAAGAAACAGACGCUCAAAGAACGAGACCAAAGGAAAAAAUACGUUUUAGAUACCAAAAAGCAAGUUAAAAAGAAUGCAGUCGUUCAAGCUAUUAUCGAUAGAGGAAUAACAAUAGAUGAACGUGAGGAUGGCGGUGACAUUGAUUUGUCGAUGUUAGAACCGUGUAUUCCAGGUGCUGAAACAGAUAUGGUUCGGUUAGACAACGGCAUUUUGAAGUGGCCGAUCCUUUUCUUAUAUCCAGAGUAUCAGCAGACAGACUUCAUAAGGGCGUGCCCUGAAAAUGUGCCAAUUAUAUUACAGUUAGAACAGAUAUUCCCUGCUCCUUGGGAUGACAAAAAUACAUACUCCACCAAGACAAUUAAUAUUUAUUAUGAAGGCACAGACAGCAAGCCACAUUUGGUGAAUCUUAAAAAAAACUUGGGUGAUAUACUUGUUGAGAAGUAUUAUGUUUUGAAAGCAGGUACACCGUCGUUUUUCUGUUUAGAACGAGGUUCGCGAAUGGAGAAGAGUUACUUGGAAGCUUACCCGUAAGACGGGAAUUUUCAUCUACUUUUGUUUAACUUUUUUAAGUUGAUUUCUUAGUUUAAUGUUUUUAGAAUAUGUUAAAUAUGUUAAUGUUCCAAAUGUUUAACUAUAAGCGUGUUAAUGUUAAGUGUAAGUAAAUUUUUAUAUUUUAUUAUAUCAAAGUAUGAAUGUGAAAAUGUGGAAUCACUUUUGUGUCUCUAAAUACAAUUGGCCUACUGAGUUUUGCUAUACUCGUUCUAGUUUACUUUUUAGUCCCUUAGACAUUAAGAUAUUAAGUUGUAAUAUGUUGAUGGUCAUUUUUGUACUUAUAAAGAUAAAUAUUGACAAAAUGUCGUCCAAUGGCGUCGGAGUUGUUCCAGUUCCAUCUCUUUUGUACCAACGCAAUGAAAGAGGAAGCGGUAUUUCCGUUUUAAUUUUUAACCGACUUCAUGUCUAUAUCUCUUUAUUGAUUGUUUACGGGAAAAUGUUUUUUAUCAAUGUUGACUUAAUAAUAUAUUUUUCUAAAUAAAUUUCUGAGAAAUA
Messenger RNA from Bicyclus anynana (squinting bush brown), 1932 nucleotides. RefSeq names its product DNA polymerase interacting tetratricopeptide repeat-containing, protein of 47 kDa (gene Dpit47). The record is from RefSeq and is a predicted model, not a curated record. Bases 259 to 1416 code for a protein of 385 amino acids. The transcript has 3 exons. Gene Ontology annotation, molecular function: Hsp90 protein binding. NCBI's taxonomy places the organism in Eukaryota, Metazoa, Arthropoda, Insecta, Lepidoptera, Nymphalidae.